GGUUUCAUAAAUUAGUAUUUGCUACACAAUGUGGCGAAUUGGAGUUUCAGCGGAUGAUAAUAAAAAAAAUAAUGAGAAGAGAAAAAAGAAAGAGCCCACCAAGAAAAGGUCGUCGCAUCCUCCGCCAGAACGCCGCGGGUCUUUUAAAAUGAUUGCACCAAUGUUUGAUGUACAUGGUCACAACAUGGGCGGCAGAGACCGUAAAGGUUCUGUUAUAGCAGCAGAACAUUUGCUAAUGCGACGUUCUUCAAGGGGUAGUAGGCAGUUUAAUUCAUCUGAUUUCGCGGCAUUUGCAAACAGAGAUGUCUCUGGCGGUGCUAUACCGCUUGACCAUUUAACGUCACACAAAUCUCCAAGAAGGGCAAGCGUCACUAUUCGUAUGAAGAAAGUCAAAGAAAUUCAGGAUCGUGUAAAUAAGGCAGUGGACGAUUACGAAACCACUCCUGAAGGUGAAAGUUUAGACGAUCAACAUCUGCUUAAAGAGAUUGAAGAUAAUUUGUUUGAGAUUGACGAUGAUAUGCUUCGAAUCAACGUUUCGCUUCUGCUGGACAAGUUCCGCAAGGUGGCAGUACAGCUCGGAGACAAAAUGCACGUCACACCGACGAAAAAAGAAGAAUCUAAAAAAAAGGAAUUGUUGGAAUCAUUACAAACAUGGAUGGAUGAAGAUCAUUUUGAAGACAUUGACGACGAUGAAGCACAAAAAGAAAUUACUGUGGAUACGUCAGUAAUUACGGGAUAUUUAGAGCAAGUACAACAAAAUGUUAAGAAGGUUGAAAAACUAAAGGAUAAAAUCCAUACACUGAAACACCAUGGCGACGAUACGCAGCACCUUGAACGUCAGAGACAAAACCUUGAGAAACAGAUGAAACAAGAUGCACUUGACUCCAAGAGACGUCAAAGCAAAAGCGGAAAGCAAGAAUUUCAUUAUUUAAAAAAUGCUGCUACUGAAAUUUACGAUCUGCUACAUCGGACCAGGAUGGAAGGAAUGGCUCACUCGCAUCAGUUCGAGGAACAACUAAAGAAGAUCUUGAAGGAUGUGGAGGACAAGGAUAAAGACAUUGAUUAUCUUGAACACCGGGUGGAGCAAGAGAAACGGUUAGUUAAGCAAUGGUGCAAAGAUUAUGAGAAGUUACAGAAUGAUCAUAGUUUGACCAAGGAUGAAUUAGCUACUACAAGGAAAUCAAACAGAAAACUACAAACUGAGCUUGAAAAACAUAAGAGAUAUGCUGAGGACAACCUUGGUACAAUGGCUAUUGUGGACCAUGAAGAAAGUGUGAAGGAAUAUGAACAGCACCUGCACGCUAUGAAACAAAAGCUUGAAGUAGUGCAUUGGACUUUAAAGGAGAAAGAAACUGCAGUUGAGGAGCAGAAUAGGAAGAUACAUCAGUUAAAAGCAGCUCUACGAAAGGGUGGUUCAGUGCCAGCAACAACCGAAGCACUUUAUAAACCUGUGCCUGAAAAGGAGUCUGGAAAAACAUCUGUGGCAAAGAAAGAAAUAGCACAAGGUACAGAAGGUGCAUCUUCCGCUACGGGUAUCAUACCUCCCCCUACACCUGAUGUAAGAUCACUAAAAGAUGAAUUAGAAUCUUCCAAGAUGAGAAUUAGAACACUGGAGAAAGAGAACAAUCAAUUAAAAAGGAAAAAGCCAGAAACCAAGACAACACAGCAGAAAAAUGUGAAAAAUGUGGAACAAAAUACAAAAACAACGGGCAUUCAAACUGAUAAAGUUGAAGAAAUUGCAGUAGAGAUACCAGAACCUGUGGUUUAUAAAACAACUGCGAUUCAGACUUAUCCUUUGCCCUCACUGUCUUUUAUGUCUGCAAAGGAGCGCAAGAGUCUGUAUGACAUUGCUCAAGGCAUGACACAGCAGUUUGGAACGGAAUGGACAGAAGCUGCUAUAUCAUUAUCAAGGUUACAGGCAGAUGAUAUAAGUGAAUUGGACCAUGGGUUGUCUUGUGAAAAUGACUUUAUGCAGAUGUUUUCAGGUUCAACAGCUCCUAGAAGAUCAAGUAUUCCUACAACUACAUCAAGUUUUAAGUCACAAGAUGAUGAACUGAGUGCUGCGAGGGAAGACCUUGUUACAUGCAGGGUAACAAGCAGCAUACAACAACUUGCUGAAGGUAUGCUGUCUGGAGAAGAUCCAGAAAAACUGGAAGAGAAAAACUUUACGAGUAUCAACACUAUGCAUAAUGAGGUUGAAGAUAUUGUGAAAAAAAUUUCCAGCUUUGUAAGCAAGAUACAAGCGGUGAUAGGAUGCCAGACAGGGAUGAUGAGUGAAGCCAAUGAAGUUAUUAAGAAAGCAUUACCUGAAUCUAUACUUGGGAAACUGGACAAGAUCAAAGUACAGAAUGGCGUGAUGUCACAAAUGAGUUUGUCUUGCUCUGAGCACAGCCAAGAAUGGAAAGACAUGAGUACCACUGAGCAGAUUCGAUGCAAAUUGAAACUGAUUGAAGAAACGUUAACAGGAGUUGUUUCUGAAACUAUGAAUGUUUAUAUUAACGAAGUGGCCAAGCAGCAUGCAGAGUACAGCGACAUACACACAUCAGUAAACGAAGGAAGUAAAAUGGAAGUUAAAACUAUCGUAAACGACCCUCAGGUUGUAGUUAAGGAUAUUCAGAAUAAGGUUGAAUCAUCAGUGAGGUACAUGGCUAAAGUCACAAGAGCAGAGAGAGGAAUUCAUCCAAAAGGGGGUCUGUUUGGUGCACAGAGACAAGGGAUGGGUGAAGGAUUGCAAGACAUGGGAAAUGGGAGACACGCGGGUACAUGGAACACACUUGCAGGACACAGAGGCGUUCGCAACUUUGGUUUACAAAUGUCUGAGCAAAACCCCUUUAUGUUGAUGGGGCAUGGUAGCACACCAUCUAAAGUGGCAACCAAGCCAACUGUAAAGAAAUAUGCGACGGGCGUUCAAAAGGUUGGAACUGGGGAUGGAGGAAAAGUGCGAAUGACUCGACAGCCAGCAAAGGAUCUUCAUUUACUAAGAUUAAAACGCACAAGAAUGAAGUCUGAGAUGGCAAAGACAAGAGGUUUAGGAAUCAUGGUUAAAACUGUGAAGCCACAAAAAGACACGGCUGCUAUAUUCCAAGAUCGGCAAAUUACCAGUACCAACUUGAACAUGAACAAGAUUAAUCCGGUUUUUGCCAGUAACCUUCCUAAGGUUAAUUCCUAUCCAGAAUCAAGGCCGACAUCAAAACAUACAACCGUGGAUAAGGAGAUAGGAGGUUUGACAAUGUUUGAUCUUCAAAACCAAAUCAAUCAACAAUUGGUUAUGCCUGUUCCUAAGCAGCCUCCUGUUCAAGGUACUUGGAUUGAUAGGUCAAAGUCAAUGCCAGUGAACAAGGUUUCCAGCAACAGCUUUACCCCAACUAUGAUGGUCUCUCAUUUAUCACCCGUUCUGAACCCAUUUGCGGGUCCUCAUACGUUGAAGCAUAAUGUAAAACUUCCAAAAAUUUCAUGAAAAAAAUAAAACAACACUUUUCAUA
Ciona intestinalis (vase tunicate) is the source of this 3482-nucleotide messenger RNA. NCBI's taxonomy places the organism in Eukaryota, Metazoa, Chordata, Ascidiacea, Phlebobranchia, Cionidae. The record is from RefSeq and is a predicted model, not a curated record.